This is a messenger RNA of Phacochoerus africanus (Common warthog), 7007 nucleotides long. RefSeq names its product INO80 complex subunit D (gene INO80D). The record is from RefSeq and is a predicted model, not a curated record. Bases 367 to 3453 code for a protein of 1028 amino acids. The transcript is spliced from 11 exons. NCBI's taxonomy places the organism in Eukaryota, Metazoa, Chordata, Mammalia, Artiodactyla, Suidae. Gene Ontology annotation, cellular component: nucleus.
UCUCCCUCCUCCGCGCUCCGGGCGGCCAGGCCGGGGCGGGGCGGGCGGCCUGGCGGGCGUGGGGUGGGGUGGAGGGGCGGUGAGGAGUCAGGUGCAGCCGCGGCCCGGAAAGUUUCCUUUUAGGCCCGAAUUGGGGGCUGGCCUCCUUUCGGGGAGCCCGGGUCCUAGCGCUCGCGACCCCCGAGGGCGUGGGGGAGAGCACUCGGCUAUUUUGAAACUCUUUGCCAGUUCCUGUCCGUGGAAGACAAUCUGCUUCAUCUUGAUUCUGCAGCAUUCCACACUGUGGUAUCCUUGGGGUUCUCUUAGCAUUGCUAUGGUGCAGAAGAUUUAAAAUCAGCUGAUGUUCACAAGGAAUAGAGUCACGUGAUGUAUGAAGGGAAACAUAUACACUUCUCUGAGGUUGACAAUAAGCCCUUGUGCUCAUAUAGCCCCAAACUGUGCAAGCAGCGGCGACUCAACGGCUACGCUUUCUGUAUCAGACACGUUCUGGAGGACAAGACUGCCCCCUUCAAGCAAUGUGAAUAUGUGGCCAAGUAUAACAGCCAGCGCUGCACCAACCCCAUCCCCAAAUCGGAGGACCGCAGGUACUGCAACAGCCACUUGCAGGUUCUUGGCUUUAUCCCGAAAAAAGAGAGGAAGAAAAAGAAUGAUCCUAUAGAUGAGGUAAAGGUCAGGCACCAGAUGGAUACCAUGGCCUUUAGCCUGACGGUGCCCACGUUGGCCUUGAAGAUGCCCAAUGGACUGGAUGGAAUGUCCCUCUCUCCACCCGGGGCAAGGGUCCCUCUCCACUACCUGGAAACUGAGUUGGAAGACCCAUUUGCUUUCAACGAGGAAGAUGAUGACCUAAAGAAAGGGGCAACUGUGAAAAAGAAGUUGCAGAGCAAGUUGGCCCAGAAUCGGCAGCGCCAGAGAGAGACCGAGAUUUUAAAAGUUCGACAAGAGCACUUUAGUCCCCCUCCUGCACCUUCUCAGCAGCAGCCGCAGCCUCCGCAGCAGCACUCCCACCUGUCACCUUUAUCCACUUUAAAACCUCCAGCGCCACCGCAGGGUUUAGUCUGCAAGUCACCUCAACCUCAGAACACCAGCCUACCAAUGCAGGGAGUGGCCCCCACCACACACACUAUAGCACAAGCAAGGCAGUUGUCUCACAAGAGGCCUCUGCCCCUCCUGCCAUCCAGUAGGGCUCCCGUCGUGGACCCACCCAGGACUGACCAGGUCCUUAUGAAAGCCACAGCCUUCUCUCCACACUUCUCUUGUAUAAGUCGACUGCAGAGACUGGUGAAACUGUGCACCCAAAAACAUCAGUUGGACACUGAUCUGUUUCCCCAUUUAGGGUUGGACUGGUCUGAAGAAAGCGGAGAAGAACCGGAGGACUCAGAGCAGGCCUCGCCAUACCAGGUCGCCUGGUCCAUCCGAGAGACCCUCAGAUACGACAGACACAUGUCGGAUGACGAUGAUACGGAGAGUAGAAGCUCCAGGGUGACCCAACUUUGCACUUACUUUCAGCAGAAAUAUAAGCACCUCUGCCGCCUGGAGCGGGCAGAAUCUCGUCAAAAGAAAUGCCGGCACACGUUUAGGAAAGCCCUGCUGCAGGCAGCCAGUAGAGAACCAGAAUGUACUGGCCAGCUGAUCCAGGAACUGCAGAGAGCUGCAUGCAGUCGAACCAGUCUAAGCCGGACCAAGUUGAAGGAGGUGGAGCCAGCAGCAUGCAGUGGGACCGUGAAGGGCGAGCAGUGCACCAACAAAGCCCUUCCAUUCACCAGACACUGUUUCCAACAUAUCCUCUUGAAUCGCUCUCAGCAACUCUUCUCAAGUUGCACGGCCAAGUUUGCAGAUGGACAGCAGUGUUCUGUGCCCGUUUUUGACAUUACACACCAGACACCUCUGUGUGAAGAACAUGCCAAAAAAAUGGAUAAUUUCUUGAGAGGAGAUAGCUCCCGCAAAGUUCAGCACCAGCAGCAGAGGAAACCCAGGAAAAAAACCAAGCCUCCUGCACUUACCAAAAAACACAAGAAGAAGAGAAGGCGUGGACCUCGUCGACCCCAAAAACCCAUUCCCCCUGCAGUACCCCAAGGGAACCUCAGCAUGCCCGCCAGCGUCUCACUGCCAGUGGAGGCCUCUCAGAUCCGGAGCCCGUCCACGCCAGAGCUGAGUGCUGAUGAGUUACCGGAUGACAUUGCCAAUGAGAUCACUGACAUUCCACACGACUUGGAAUUGAACCAGGAGGACUUCUCAGACGUCCUGCCGCGGCUGCCUGAUGACCUACAAGAUUUUGAUUUUUUUGAAGGAAAGAACGGAGACCUCCUCCCCACCACCGAAGAGGCCGAGGAACUUGAACGGGCCUUGCAGGCCGUGACUUCUCUCGAGUGCCUGAGUACCAUUGGGGUGCUCACCCAGUCAGACGGUGUGCCCGUCCAGGAGUUGUCAGACAGAGGAAUUGGGGUGUUCGCCACAGGGACCGGAGCUUCAGGAAUUCAGUCCUUGAGCCGAGAGGUAAACACGGACCUGGGGGAGCUGUUGAAUGGGCGUAUAGUCCAUGACAACUUUUCUAGUCUAGAGCUGGACGAGAACCUGCUCCGUUCUGCUACCUUGUCUAACCCACCUACACCCCUGGCAGGGCAGAUCCAGGGGCAGUUCUCUGCCCCAGCCAACGUUGGCCUUACUUCUGCCACUCUGAUCAGCCAGAGUGCACUUGGGGAGAGAGCCUUCCCAGGACAGUUUCAUGGACUUCAUGAUGGCAGCCAUGCCUCCCAGAGGCCACAUCCUGCCCAGCUGCUGAGCAAGGCAGACGACCUAAUCACCUCACGACAGCAAUACAGCAGUGAUCAUUCACACUCCUCGCCCCACGGAAGCCAUUAUGAUAGUGAGCACGUGCCGUCUCCCUAUAGUGACCAUAUCACCUCUCCCCACACGACAUCUUACUCGGGUGAUAACAUGGCAGCUACCUUUUCAGCAGAGAUGCCCAUCAUGGCGCAGCACUUGCUCCCAACCCAACUUGAGGUGCCACUUGGAGGCGUCGUCAACCCCAGAACUCACUGGGGCAAUCUCCCUGUCAACCUCGGAGAUCCCUCUCCAUUUAGCAACCUUCUCGGCGCAGAUGGACAUCUUCUUUCCACUUCCCUAUCCACGCCGCCCACCACUUCGAACUCAGAGACCACCCAGCCUGCCUUCGCCACCGUGACCCCCAGCAGCUCCAGUGUGCUCCCGGGGUUACCGCAGACCAGCUUCAGUGGCAUGGGGCCUUCUGCUGAACUCCUGGCCUCCACCUCUCCCAAGCAGCAACUCCCUCAGUUCAGCGCAGCCUUCGGCCACCAGCUGAGUUCUCACAGUGGCAUUCCCAAGGACCUGCAGCCCAGCCACAGCUCUAUAGCCCCUCCCACAGGCUUCACAGUAACAGGUGCCACAGCUACAAGUACCAAUAAUGCAUCUUCUCCCUUUACCUCCCCUAACUGAGCGUGUCUGUGUGUCUGCAGGCAGGUGGGGAACCUGGUGUUUUCUAUCUUUUUUUCCCUCUUUUCUCACCCCUUUCCCCUUUUCCUAAAGAAGAUUUUAAAAACAACAGAUGGGGACUAGAGGAGAACUCCCUUUUCCAGUUAAACGAGUCAGCCUGCGGUGGACCUCGCCUCAGUGUUCACAUGUGCUCCUUCGCACUGGUGCUCAUCCCCUCGCGGCAGGUCCCCUCUCCCCGUGGUCUCCUUAGCGGCUCAGCACAGUGACUGGAGAGAAUCGAUUGUUAGCAGUGAGUCCUAGAAGUGGAAGAUACCUCAGAUUCCCAGUGCCCUUUACUAUUUCCUAGUAUUCAGAUCAACGCUUUCCAUUCUAAUGCCAGGUCUUGACAUAGGUGGGUCUAGAUGGCAGGAGUUCCUGUGUAAGAGAUAGCAAGUGGUGCGGAGAGGCAGACCCACUGCCCGCCACCGCAUGAGGCCAGGAUUCCAUUCCUAAUUGUGAUCAUGUUCAAUUAAAAAGAAAAAAAUGUAGUCUUCUGACUGCCUUUGUGUAUGUGUGCGCCCACGCGUGUGUUUUUGUGCAGGGCAGGAAGCAGCUGUCCCAUUGUUACGUUUUAUUUUUUUUCCCCCUAAUGAGUAGAAGACUUCUCCUUCCCCACAUCUCACCACCCUUCAUAAGAUUGGUCGUUCUUUCCCACUGAGUUAACUGAGUUUCCUGAAUGGAGAGGGCGGUGGUCCGCUGGCGUGAAUAGCGCAGCCCUGUUCUGCUAGGUUAGCCCAGAACACAGGAAGCGGGAGUUCACGGCAGUGCCCUGGAGAUGUUGUGAAAAGCUUGCCUGGAUUGACUGCAGGAUUGCUGCGAUUCUGAGGUCUGGUGGUUGGUUCUAUUGCCUUGUAAGACAUGCAUUUGUUUCUGAAUCCCCUUUCCAUGGAAUAUAUUCGCAAGAUGUAAUUAAAGAAGAUAUUUUGAUGUGGAAAGCAGGAUAGGUCAGAUAGGUUUGGCGAGAUGGGAUCUGUGAACCCCUUGAUCUGUCUUUUGCUUUUGAAUUUUUCAUGUUUACAGUAGUGAUUCUUUGGUAAGAUUUGUAAAAUGUUGAAGACACUUGUAGAAUCAGUGUACCAGUUGUGAAGUGAUGUGUAAUAUCUGAAGGAUAUACAUUUUAAAGUUCUUUUCAAAACAUAAUAUGGAAAUUAGACAAAUUUUACCCACCCUUUGGUACUUUUAGAAUAAUUUAAGUACUUAGGUUUGAGUUUGAGGAAAUUUUUUUUCUUCUUAAAGUACCAGGAUUUUAGGGUUAAAAAUCAUAUUGAAUAGUUUAGUAAGUUGGUGACUAUGAAAUGAAUACGUGAGGUUUCUUUUUACCUGCCUUCUCCCCGCCCCCCCAUCCCCCACCCAAGGGUGGAACUAGAUUUUAAAGGCAUCUGUACUCUGCUUUUGCUGAGAAGUUUCACUGUCCCCUGAGAUACCAUUGGCUAUUUAUACCUGAGUCUAGUCUAAUUUACAUAUAUAUAUUUUAAAAGAUGAGUAGAGAGAACAUAUCUAUUAAUGAUGUGAUAUAAUAAUUCAUUUGUCAGGGAAUAUUUGAUCUUAAUUCCUUUUCAAUAGGUAAAGAUUUGGAUGUAUUUUCCUACUUCCUAUAUGUAUUCUCUUUAUGCCAUGCUAAUUCUAACCAGUCCCUUCUUUUGAAAGCUUUUCUUUCUCUGCUUUUUAAAGGAAUGAUGGUGACCAGCAGGCAUUAUGCAGAUACCACGUGCCUGAGAUUAUGGAGGGGGAAAUGUCACAUGACUGUAUGAAAUCAUUAUAUGCCCUAUUUUGUAUUUAUUGAAGUUUCUUUUUGUGGGCCAAAAAUAUGUUUGUAAUAUAUUAAGUUUUUUUUUAAAUCAUGGUAAUUGAUUGGAAGAUUUAUUUUUUAAUAGCUUUGCCUUUUUUGCAGAUUGAGAAAUUUCUAAAUUAUAAAAUUAUGUCACAAAGCAAAAUUAUAUUUGGUAGCACCAUAAAUUUCUAUUCUGAAUGGUGAGAACAGAUAAUUGAAUAUUUCUCACCUGCGAACCUAUGUUAGUAAGCUUUUUUAUUUUAAUGUACUGUAAUGAAAUGAUUAUGAGUAGUUACCGCUGCUCAAAAGCGUCAUGUAGUUUGCUAAACUCUUUUCACAUCCCAUUACAAUCAUCACGAGAUAACUGUCCAUUCCCAGUGAUUCGGUUUUCAUCUCCGUUGUGUACUAAUUAUAAAGGUUGUCACAGAGCAGCCCGUUGACUUUCUUUGUUACUGAGGAAAAAUUGGUAUAUACACAUUGACUUUCUUAUCAGCUCUUCUUCGACAGCAAAGGGGAAGUCAUGGGAUGUUGAUUUGAACUUUUCUGGCUAUUUGUCCCUCGUGGUAGCUGCUUAAAAUUCUUCAGUUAUCAAAACUGAGUUUGCAGUAAGUUGCACAUUUUAUUGUUUGCAAUUUUCUGUUUUCUGUGCAUUUUAAAGCCCUUUUCUGCUUUCUGAUAAGGAGGCAUGAAAUGAUCAGGAAUGUUGCCAGUUACAGCUUCACACCAAAAACUUUGAGUAAAUUCAUUUUUUUUUUUUGUAGAUGCCCACGACGAUAGCUCAAGAAAGGGCACCAGUAGGAAGUACCAGUGUAGGUCUGCAGAAUUAGCAAAAAAACAAAUCUUUCUUCUCGUUUCACCUGCUUCAAAACAAAUACCCGAGCUUGCAAUUUGCUUUGCUCUUGCUGUUCUCGCGAGUCCCUUUUCGGAAGAGAGGAGAACAUCUGUGAACCCAGAGAUAUCCGUUCUGUUGUUCUUUUAGCUAAUGGAGCAAUUCUAGUCUCUUAGUAGUAGGUUUGCAAUUGAUAAUGUAUAAAGAAAGGAAUGAAGUGUCUUUUACUCCAGAAAUAUGAAAAUCAGUGUCUUUUAAAAUAUCGCUUAUGCUAUAUAUCAAGGCAAUACUGGAAUCAAAAACAAAUGUUAUAUAAGGUUCUAUCUAAUUAGGUGGAUACCAGCUUUCAUGCUAGUGUUAAACUCAUGAGAAAUAGUGGCAAAGAAGGUUCACUCUGUUUCUGCAGUUCUUUGGGACCAUUUAUGAAGGCCAGUUAGAUAGUGUUAAUGUGACCUAAUUUACCUGCUGCAGUUAAUGGAUACAUUCUGUGCUCUGAGAAUCUGAAUUCCAUUCUAAUGUGUAAUAUUCACUGGCUGUGAUCUAUAGCAUCCAAAGGAAAGAUGUGUUUUUCUCCUUUACACUCUCUAUAUAAUUGUUUAUAUUAUUUUAAAGUACUUAAGAUGUUGUUUUUCCUCUGUACAAAUGGCCUAGCAAUUUGCACAUCUGGGUAGAUUUUGUAGUUAGUAAACAAGUCACAAUAGUAAAUAGCAAUUACACUUAACCCACCAAGUGACAGACUAUGCAAUGGAGAAAAUUUUCCAGUUAUCGCCACAUAGCUUGUAUGGCAAAGGAUUAUUUUCUCUAGUGAUCUACCAUGUGAGAUAGAACUGCUUCAUAAAUGACUUCCUGAGCGAUUUCUUGUUGGCAGCCGGUGUGGUCUGUCUCGUGUCCCUCCAAAAAAAGAGUCUAAUUUAAUGA